AUGGGCUUGAAUCGGUCACCUCUUGCCGAGUGACUCCUGCACAGGCCAUGACUUAACAUCACACUCGACCCUCUGUCACCAAAUAGGCUGUACCCCCUGCAGUUUCCUCUGGCGAAACCUGCCCACCUUGUCUUUGGAUGUGUUGAUGCAGGCGUUGUGCUUGUUGCUCUGCAGGUGGUGCCAGUACUUGAGCAGUUCGUUGGGGUGAAACUGGUGGGAGGUUAUAAGGUGGCUGUACUUGCAGCUGGAGUAGGACACCCGCCAGUGGUUGAACAGGAACUCGUUAGGCGGUGGCGUGGGUUCGAUCCGCAGCUUGGCCAGGCAGAUGCCCACGUAAACGUCCUCCAGAUGCAGCCUGCGGAUGCCUAGAGAGGCCCUGUAGAUCUUCCCCGCCAGGUCCCCCGAGAACACAUAGCCCGUUCCCGAGCAGAAAGUGGGGUACCUCUCGCUGGGGUACAGCUCUGGGGACAUGUACCACUUGCUAUUCUUGUUUCUGUUGGGUGCAUAGCCCCUCAUCAGGUAGCCCGUAAAGUAGUCCAGUUUGGGCUGCAUCUCUGGCCGGAGCAGCUUGUGGACGAGAUACUCUGUGUUGACAAACAUGUCACUGUCUGUCUUCAUGACGUAUUUGGUGCCCGGGCAGUGCGCUGACACCCAGUGCAUGCCCAUCAGGGUUUUGAUGGUCAGGUUGUUGUAAGUGUCCAUGUAAUCCUGCUGGAUGAUGUCACGGUGCCUCCGGCUCUCGGCCUCCAGGCUGCUCUGCUGCAGGCGACCCACCCUGCCCUCCUUCACACCCAGCAGGAAGAGGCGAACAAAGCCUAGGCCCGGGGCAAUGCUCUCGUUCCCCCAGGUCUGCCGAAUGGUCUCCCUGGCCUCCACCUGCUGGGCCUCCGUGGCUAUCAGCAGCACCAGGAAGGGCACUGGGUUGCCCUCCCGGCACUUGUCGGGCUCGUUGAUGAUGUAAGGGUAUGGCUCUGAGGUCAGCAGGCCCCUUAGCCUGACCUCUCCGCUCAAGCUAGCAUUAGCCGCCACAGAGUUCUCCAGUCCCGUAACCCCCUGCGGUGAGGAGGAGUUCUGAGGGAAACUGAGGUUGGCUUUCAUUUUCGGAGGCGCAGGGGGAACCGGUGCAUCCCUCCAUAGAAUCUGUGAGGAGCUGUGAUUCCCUUUGGAGCGUAGUCCUCCUCCGGCAUAAGCCACUGGGUGCUCCCUCUGCCAUGUUGGUCCCUUGAGGCCCGGCAGCCAGUCCUGAUGGCCCAGGAUGACCAGGAGUGAGAGGAGAGACAAUAGGCCGGCAACGUGCGUGCAACAGUGGCGCCGCCUCCACUGCAUGGUGGCUACGUGCACCACCUCACUCGGGCAGCGGUAACACCAAACUUUUAUCGCUGAUUAUGGAGUAAUUAGUCGGGGGGGGGGGGGGCUCCUGAGGGAUCUACACCAGAGCUGGUGCAUGCAGCACUGUACCGUACCAUCCAAGUCACUGAAUUGUUGGUCAGUGGUCAAACCUACCCGUAUGUUUCAACCAGGUUCAUGCUCAGGGAUGAAGUGCAGUCUUCAGCAGAGGCCGACAUUUUUAUCUAGGAGGAAAAACAACAGUGAUGAUGUUAGCACAAGUUAAAACCAUCAAACGCUUGGUGCAUUUGGAAAGUAUUCAGACCCCUUUACUUCUAAAGUGGAUUAAAUUCCCCCCCCCACCCCCCCCAAACUACACACAAUACCCCAUAAUGACAAAGCAAAAACAGUUUUUAGAAAUGUUAGCAAAUGUAUAAAGCAUCUUAUUUACAUAAGUAUUCAGACCCUUUACUGAGUACUUUGUUGAAGCACCAUGGGCAGCGAUUACAGCCUUGAAUCUUCUUGGGUGUCAUGCUACAAGCUUGGAACACCUGUAUUUGGGGAGUUUCUCCUAUUCUUCUCUGCAGAUCCUCUCAAGCUCUGUCAGGUUGGAUGGGGAGCGUUGCUGCACAGCUAUUUUCAGGUCUCUCCAGAGAUGUUUGAUCGUGUUCAAGUCCGGGCUCUGGCUGGGCCACUCAAGGAAAUUCAAAGACUUGUCCCGCAGGCACUCCUGCGUUGUCUUGGCUGUGUGCUUAGGGUCGGUGUCCUGUUGGAAGGUGAACCUUUGCCCCAGUCUGAGGGGGCGAAGGUUCAUCGUAGGGAUGGUGCCAGGUUUCCUCCAGACGUGAAGCUUGGCAUUCAGGCCAAAAAGCAAUCUUGGUUUCAUCAGGCCAGAGAAUGUUGUUUCUCAUGGUCUGAGAGUCUUUUGGUGCCUUUUGGCAAACUCCAAGCAGGCUGUCGUGCCUUUUUACUCAGGAGUGGCUUCCAUCUGGCCACUCUACCAUAAAGGCCUGAUUUGUGGAGUGCUGCAGAGAUGGUUGUCCUUCUGGAAGGUUCUCACAUCUCCACAGAGGAACUCUGGAGCUCUGUCAGAGUGAUCAUCGGGUUCUUGGUCACCUCCCUGACCAAGGCCCUUCUCCCCCGAUUGCUCAGUUUGGCCAGGCAGCUAGCUCUAGGAGGAGUCUUGGUGGUUCCAACUUUUUAAAGAAUGAUAGAGGCCACUGUGUUCUUGGACCUUCAAUGCUGGAGAAAUGUUUUUGUACCCUUUCCCAGAUCUGUGCCUCGACACAAUCCUGUCUUGGAGCUCUACGGACAAUUCCUUUGACCUCAUGGCUUGGUUUUUGCAAUGACAUGUACUGUCAACUGUGGGACCUUAUAUAGACAGGUGUGUGCCUUUCCAAAUCAUGUCCAAUCAAUUGAAUUUAUCACAGGUGGACUCCAAUCAAGUUGUGGAAACAUCUCAAUGAUGAUCAAUGGAAACAGGAUGCACCUGAGCUCAAUUUCAAGUCUCAUAGCAAAGGGUCUGAAUACUUACGUAAAUAAGGUUUUUCUGUUUUAAUUUUUUAUAAAUUUGCACACAAAACCAAAGUUUUUUGCUUUGUCAUUAUGGGCUAUUGUGUGUAGAUUGAUGAAAAAUAUAUUUAAUCAAUUUUAGAAUAAGACUGUAACGUAACAAAAAUUUGAUAAAGUCAAGGGGUCUGAAUACUUUCCGAAUGCACUGUCAAUCAUUCAUCGACUAGUGUUGAAUUAACUGAAGUAUACUCUUCAAAGCAUAUGAGCCCUGUUAAGUGUCAUUUAGACUGGCUAAUGAGCCUCCCCUGCUUUCUGAGAGAGUUGUUGGUACAGUAACUAUCAUUCACACUACAGAGUUUACAAAACAUUAGGAACACCUGCUUUUUCCAUGAGACUGACCAGGUGAAUCCUAUGAUCCCUUAUUGAUGUCACCUGUUAAAUCCACUUCAAUCAGUGUAGAUAAAGAGAAGACUGGUUAAAGAAGGAUUUUUAAGCCUUGGGACACUUGAGAAAUGGAUUGUGUAUGUGUGCCAUUCAGAGGGUGAAUGGGCAAGACAAAAUAUUUAAGUGCCUUUGGAGCGGGUAUGGUAGUAGGUGCCAGGCGCACUGGGUUGAGUGUGUCAAGAACUGUAAUGCUGCUCUGUUUUUCACGCUCAAGUUUCCCAUGUGUAUCAUGAAUGGUUUCACCACCCAAAGGACAUCCAGCCAUCUUGACACAACUGUAGGAAACAUUAGUCAACAUGGGCCAGCAUCCCUGUGGAACGCUUUCGACACAUUGUUAAGUGCAUGCCCCAACGAAUUGAGGCUGUUCUGAGGGCAAAAAGGCCUGCAACUCAAUAUUGGGAAGGUGUUCCUAAUGCUUUGUACACUCAGUGUAUGUAAAACUGUCCGAGUGUGAAACCUGGCUGGGUGUGAAAGUGUCUGGUCUUUGACAGAGAGAAAAGACAGUUGUAGAUGCAUUUCAACUCUCUCUCAUCCACCACAACAGUGGUUUCUUUUUUGCCGUGGUGGCAACAAUUAAGCGGCACAAUACUGUCUUAAGACCUUAAAGGGAUACUUUGGGAUUUUGUCAAUGAGGCCCUUUAUCUACUUCCCCAGAGUCAGAUGAACUUGUGGAUACCAUUUUUACACUACAUGUUGCGUUGAUAUAUUUUUGUCCAAUAUAAAUACAUGUUUUUUUGCGUCCAAAGAUGUCCAAAUACAGUGGGGGAAAAAAGUAUUUAGUCAGCCACCAAUUGCGCAAGUUCUCCCACUUAAAAAUAUGAGAGAGGCCUGUAAUUUUCAUCAUAGGUACACGUCAACUAUGACAGACAAAUUGAGAGAAAAAAAUCCAGAAAAUCACAUUGUAGGAUUUUUAAUGAAUUUAUUUGCAAAUUAUGGUGGAAAAUAAGUAUUUGGUCACCUACAAACAAGCAAGAUUUCUGGCUCUCACAGACCUGUAACUUCUUCUUUAAGAGGCUCCUCUGUCCUCCACUCAUUACCUGUAUUAAUGGCACCUGUUUGAACUUGUUAUCAGUAUAAAAGACACCUGUCCACAACCUCAGUCAGUCACACUCCAAACUCCACUAUGGCCAAGACCAAAGAGCUGUCAAAGGACACCAGAAACAAAAUUGUAGACCUGCACCAGGCUGGGAACACUGAAUCUGCAAUAGGUAAGCAGCUUGGUUUGAAGAAAUCAACUGUGGGAGCAAUUAUUAGGAAAUGGAAGACAUACAAGACCACUGAUAAUCUCCCUCGAUCUGGGGCUCCACGCAAGAUCUCACCCCGUGGGGUCAAAAUGAUCACAAGAACGGUGAGCAAAAAUCCCAGAACCACACGGGGGGACCUAGUGAAUGACCUGCAGAGAGCUGGGACCAAAGUAACAAAGCAUACGCCGCCAGGGACUCAAAUCCUGCAGUGCGAGACGUGUUCCCCUGCUUAAGCCAGUACAUGUCCAGGCCCGUCUGAAGUUUGCUAGAGUGCAUUUGGAUGAUCCAGAAGAGGAUUGGGAGAAUGUCAUAUGGUCAGAUGAAACCAAAAUAAAACUUUUUGGUAAAAACUCAACUCGUCGUGUUUGGAGGACAAAGAAUGCUGAGUUGCAUCCAAAGAACACCAUACCUACUGUGAAGCAUGGGGGUGGAAACAUCAUGCUUUGGGGCUGUUUUUCUGCAAAGGGACCAGGACGACUGAUCCGUGUAAAGGAAAGAAUGAAUGGGGCCAUGUAUCGUGAGAUUUUGAGUGAAAACCUCCUUCCAUCAGCAAGGGCAUUGAAGAUGAAACAUGGCUGGGUCUUUCAGCAUGACAAUGAUCCCAAACACACCGCCCGGGCAACGAAGGAGUGGCUUCGUAAGAAGCAUUUCAAGGUCCUGGAGUGGCCUAGCCAGUCUCCAGAUCUCAACCCCAUAGAAAAUCUUUGGAGGGAGUUGAAAGUCUGUGUUGCCCAGCGACAGCCCCAAAACAUCACUGCUCUAGAGAAGAUCUGCAUGGAGGAAUGGGCCAAAAUACCAGCAACAGUGUAUGAAAACCUUGUGAAGACUUACAGAAAACGUUUGACCUGUGUCAUUGCCAACAAAGGGUAUAUAACAAAGUAUUGAGAAACUUUUGUUAUUGACCAAAUACUUAUUUUCCACCAUACUUUGCAAAUAAAUUCAUUAAAAAUCCUACAAUGUGAUUUUCUGGAAAAAAAAUUCUCAUUUUGUCUGUCAUAGUUGACGUGUACCUAUGAUGAAAAUUACAGGCCUCUCAUCUUUUUAAGUGGGAGAACUUGCACAAUUGGUGGCUGACUAAAUACUUUUUUCCCCCACUGUACUUGUAUUACAUGUGUAUCAGUAUUUUAAACCCUCACUUUUAGAUGUGUUAUGAAGAUGAAACCAACAACAUCCUGUUAGAGCGAAUUCACGUCUUAGCAAAUCUUACAUUUCCUUGUAUUAAACCGCCCCUAUUGAGGUUACUCUCUAAUAGAUGGGUGGACUAAAUAAGUUAACUAUGAGGAUCUUCUCUGUCCUCAAUUGUACCUUUAGACAAUUGGAGGAAAUUAUACUUAGAUAAGGUGUAAGCAAGAAGUGGGCACAUUUGGCACAGCAACCCAAGCUAACUGAAAGAAUGUAUGUUCUAUUUAGAUUGCUGUGAAAGCACUGCACUGUUUUCACAUUUUUGGGCAACUAGUCCCCUGGAGUGGUGUGGGUUCUCUCACAUUCGACUAGAUUACAUGCUGCCCUCUUAAAAUACCCCCCCCCCCCCCCCCAGACAAAGGGUUGUUUGUGAGAGCGCACAAAAAGUGUUGAAAAGCCAAAUCCCUCAUGGAGGGCAUCCUCAGGAAUGCCAAGAAACAUUACACACACACACACACACACCCCAAUGUGCUAUCAGGUUCUAAACAAAAACUAGCUCUCAAUGCUAUACAUUCCAUCCUAACAGCCAGUAACUAUGCAUCACAGUGUGUACAUGGCAGCUUUUACUACCAAUACACUCUUGUAAGAGUGACGUGUGUGUGUGUUUUGGAGCUGUAAUUAAGCACGCCGACCAGAAGACAUACCUGUUCCCCAGUGCAUGUCGUUUCAGGGCAGGACGGAGGGCUUGCUCCCCUCAUCUCAUCAACUAGGGCACAACAACCUACCCAUGACUCUGCCCAGUGCUGCUACCAGCUUCAAUGGUGUAUCUAUGUCCUCUUCUCCCUGUCCACCACACACCUUAGCUUAGCUCUCAGCUCCGUCGCACGGUUAGUUUUAUCGCUGCUCUUCUCUCACUGUGUGGUUGGCCCAAUCACGGUGUGACUGCUUCUAUGGAUCCCGUUUGUCCUUCUCUGCCAUGUUUUUCAAUGCAUCUUGCUGCGAACGCACCCACACGCGCAGAGGGAUCCCUCCCUUGGUUUUAAAUAUUACUCUUUGUCAAAUUCACUUGAGCACACUGGCUCUUGGUGCCUGUGUGUGUGUGUAGAGCACCAGAGCUGCAUUCUCUCCAUCCACGGUGCUCUCUCUCAGCCUCGCUUAUCUCAUAUCUGCCCCCACACGCUUCCUCUCCCUCGCUCCCGAUCUCUCUUGCUCUGCUAUCGCUCUUUCGCAUCUGCUCCAGUAGGAAGAGGCUGGUGGGGGCUACUGAGGGGGGCAGGGCUGUUUCCUCUGUAUGGUCUGAUGGAUAGCUGCAGGCUUGGUGACUGUACGCUAGUGUUGUCACGAUACCAGUAUCGCGAUACUACAAUACCAGAUUUGAGUGUUGCACGGUAUACCGGUACCACUGUAAUAUCAAGGUACCAAAAAUGUCAUGAUAGUUAUGAUACCAACAUUUUAGAAUACCGUAGUACCGUGUCUUAUGAUGCUACCGACCUUUUCAGCCCUACCGAUCUAAAGUAUCUGCUGGCGCCUGUUUAUAAACUGUUUAUAAAGUCAGUUUUGUUUGUAAAUUCAGUUGAAUUUAAGCAACAGCCACUAGUCUCUUGUAUGCGCGGGUCCAAUAAUAUCCACUUCACUUUCAUGCAGCUGUAAUCAGCCAGCUGCAUCCCCUACCAUCCUUCACUCACCUGCUUCUCUGUCUGCUCUUCACGUGCGUCUAUUCCUCUGUCAGUUAAAAAAUAUAUAUAAUUUAGCUGUGAUGGCAAGCGGGGAUGCAGACCCUGAUGAGGCUUCUGUUAGAUUUGUACAUUUGUUACAUUGGAGCAGCGCGCAACGCGAGCAAUAUUGAUACAUUGUAUCAUUUCAUCGCCUGUUAUAACCAAGAGUACAGACCAGUCUGAGUAGACUUUGCAAGUUCACUGUCAUGUAGCCGCUGAGUGUCAGCGAGUGAACAUGGAGCACCGCUUCCUGACUGGAAUGCUUGCAGCUUUACAGCAAAGAAAAUGUCUUGUCUGUAGUCUAAACGGUUCAAUAUGACCCAUAUUACCAGAGGUCUUGUCUCUAGUCUAAACGGUUAAAAUAUGACCCAUAUUACCAGAGGUCUUGUCUCUAGUCUAAAUGGUUAAAAUAUGACCCAUAUUACCAGAGGUCUUGUCUUUAGUCUAAACGGUUAAAAUAUGACCCAUAUUACCAGAGAUGCCUUUUUUUUUUUCUAUCGGGAUUUGUGCACAUUUUAUAUCAUUUCACAAACCAUGUCACGGGCUGUUUUAAACUAAUCACGGGUCGUUAAUUAUUACCUAGCUAGCUAACAACCUGGUAACUUGACAGUAGGUUUAGGCAAAUUUGAUUGGCACAGGAAGAAAGGAAAAGGGUCUGCUACUCAUGAGAAAAAAGGUAUGAUUCAUAGAGGCCUAAUGUAAGCCUAAACUAUAUAAAACAUACAUUACUGGUGGUCUUUAAAUUCUGUUUGGUGCCUAACAUUUUAAAAGUUGGGAGCAGUGUGUGUUUGUGGGAGAGAGUGGUGUGUGUGUGUUUUAUGAGAGUGAGGGAUACGGAGCGUGUGUGUAAGGAAGGGAGGGAGAGUGUCUGUGUUAACUGAAGAGUAAAGAAGGUUUCAUGCAGUGUUUUCCCCUUACUGACACAAUGACAUGCAGAUCAUUAUGCAUGUAUAUCACAGGAGGUUGGUGGUACCUUAAUUGGGGAGGAUGGGCUUGUUGUGAUGGCUGGUGCGGAAUGGUAUCAAACACAUGGUUUCUAUGUGUUUGAUGCCAUUCCAUUUGCGCCGCUCCAGCCAUAAUUAUGAGCCGUCCUCCCUUCAGCAGCCUCCACUGAUGUAUUUUCAUUCCUCCAGCCAAAUCACAAGUAGGCCUUUGAAAAUAUGAGCAAAUCAGCCAUUCUAUGCAGUAUUCUAUUAUGCACUGAACAGUGUGACGUUAAAUUCAAUGUGUUGUAUUGAGUAGAAGUGUGAAUUUCAGUGACAGGUUUUUUGGAGAACAUUUAAAAAACAUGAACAAGCGUGCGAGGGACUGAGCGAACAGGAUGCUAGGCCACAGAUUUUUUUUUCCCACGUGGUAUCGCGAUACUCAUCGGUAUUGUGUUACUUGGCCUGGUAUCGUAUAGUUUGUAAAAUGUUGGUAUCGUAACAAGCCUACUAGAUUUUCCUUGGCAAAAAAGAAAACACGAAGCAGACUAAACUCUAUGGUCCUUUAAAACCUACUUUAUGUAAAAUAUUGUGUGCUAUAGCUUGCAAAAUAAACAUUGGGCGACAACAUAAGGCUGUUUUUCCAACAUUACGAGUGUUUUCCUCAAGAAAUUUAGUCUGCUUCAUGUUUUGUUACAUUUGCUUCCUUACUUCCUAGAAUCGCGAUCCUGGUAUCGUGGCAACACUACUACUCUACCCACCACCACAUCACACACACCACCCGGGCUCUAAAGGAGUGGGAGGGCUGCUGACCUAUUUGUAUUCAUUCCCACACCUCAGAUGGAGGAAGAAAGGAUUUAUCUGAUUCUGGGAGGGAGGGGAGGGGAGGGCUGGGCUGGGCUUCAGUGCUUCAGGGCAUGUAGUCAGUCUCGGGAGAUGAUCUCCAAACCUUAAAGGAAAGGUUCACCCAUUUAGAAUAUUAUUGCUUUUUGUUCAUGUUCUAUCGAUUUCCCUGGGUCAUUUCAUGUUUUCAUGUGUGUCGGAGUUCAUAGGAAUACAACUUUUAGAUCGCGGAAACAUCUAUCAUAAGAUUUCAAUACUGGCCGAUGUCAUAACUCGGGAGGAUGUUCUUUCAAAUGAGCCAUUGAUCAUAUCUUUGCUAUAUUCCUACCUCGAAAAAUGUGUAAUUUAACGGAAGGUCUAAGACAUUUUUCGAAUUUGUCUUUAGUCCAGGGUGCAUUGCAUGGUGCCGUUGCCAGAGAUAUUAUAGAAAGGAGAUAGGAAUCCAAUGAAUGAAGGAACGUAUAACGCCCCACCCAGCAGACUGUCGACCAAUCACAUUCACGUUGUCAUGCUGCGUCACGCAGUUGCUAAGCUAAACGUCACGCAAUCCCUUCUGUUAGUGUAUAUGUCAAGAAAAUCGCCUAUUUUCCUCAAGUACGUAAUAUCACGAUUCCAAAGCUAUACGAUAUUACAGAUAGCAAGUUAAUUAUCUCUGAAAAUAUUUCUAAUGUCAUACUUCUAGUUGACAAAAUUCGUGCUAAUCUUGUUUUUGCGCUGGCGCCCAAUAGACCCAUUCACUCCUUGAAGGAGAGCAUUCCUUGUCCCAGAAUCGCCCAGAAUGCACCACGCGGCCCAUUGAUGUAGCUUGGGCAACAUUUCCCAUCUCCUCAAAAGUAUAUCUGCCAUUGCGAAUGUUAGACCCGACUCUGUGAGGUUAAACAUGGUGAGAUUGUAGACUCCUAAAUUGAUAGUGCCGUUUGUUUACACGAUUUUACAGCUAACUUGCAACUUUGCAUUCUGAUAUUGUCUUUGGUAUUAUUGUGUGUAGCUACGUUUGCUAAUUAGCUACCUAGCCAGCCAGCCCAUAGAGAGAGCAUUGCAUUGGGAUUUUGUAGUCAACUUGAGCUGCAACAGUUUUCACAACGAUUUUCCAUGUUGCUAUUAUAACGCCAAAAUCAAACAUUUGUUCACCCAAAUUUUUUUUUCUAACAUAUUAGUGUUUAACUCUGUAAAUUAAAGGAAUGAGUGGUUUUGGGUGAAUUUUUUCCUUUAAGCUCGAUGCCUUUGUUCCCUUUAAUGGAUUGGCAGUUAAAUGUAGCAUGUUCUCGCUGGAGCACAAAAUGCUCUUUCGCCCUGCCACCCUUGCCCCAAUUGUUAAUUCUCUUCUUUUUAUGUGCAAGAGGGACGUGAGAAACUUAGUGGGCUGGAAUAGGGUGGUAACUGGUGUUUUGAGGCUAAAAUGCCACAUGUUUCCCCCUGUGAAAGCGUGGUUGCGUGACUUAAGAGACAGCCCAUGUGUGAGGCUGUCUGAUUUAUUCUAGGGAUUUGCCGUUGGAAUUAGGACACAGCCUGAAUGUUGUUAGGGACUGAGGGAGACCCUUAAGUUUAAAGCUGGUUUAUGACCCACUGACAUGAAAGGGCGCCAAUGCAGCUACGUGGUCCCUAGGGAGGUCGUUCGGAUCAGGGCAUAAAAUGAACACCCGCCAAAUGCGGGUCAAUUUAGGUAUUGGCGGGUAAGAAUGUCUAUUUCACCAGCCACGUUGGGGGUGGUCAAUUUGCAAGGCUGUACAGUGCAAGCAUUACAUUCUCAAUAAAAAUUGUCAAAAGUCAAGUAUGAGCAUGUGCGAGUUAGGGUUAGAAAAAUGCUGCAGUAUCCCUUUACAAAGUACACUACAUGACCAAAAGUAUGUGGACACAUGCUCGUCGAACAUCUCAUUCCAAAAUCAUGGGCAUUAAUAUGGAGUUGGUCCCCCCUUUGCUGCUAUAACAGCCUCCACUCUUCUGGGAAGGCUUUCCACUAGAUGUUGGAACAUUGCUGCAGGGACUUGCUUCCAUUCAGCCACGAGCAUUAGUGAGGUCGGGCACUGAUGUUGGGCGAUUAGGCCUGGCUCGCAGUCGGUGUUCCAAUUCAUCCCAAAGGUGUUCGAUGGAGUUGAGGUCAGGGGUCUGUGCAGGCCAGUCAAGGUCUUCCACACCGAUCUUGACAAACCAUUUCUGUAUGGACCUCGCUUUGUGCACGGGGACAUUGUCAUGCUCCUCCACCAAACUUUACAAUUGGCACUAUGCAUUCGGGCAGGUAGUGUUCUCCUGGCAUCCGCCAAACCCAGAUUCGUCCAUUGGACUGCCAGAUGGUGAAGCGUGAUUCAUCACUCCAGAGAACGCGUUUCCACUGCUCCAGAGUCCAAUGGCGGCGAACUUUACACCACGCCAGCCGAUGCUUGGCAUUGCUUAUGGUGAUCUUAGGCUUGUGUGCCGCUGCUCGGCCUUGGAAAACUAUUUCAUGAAGCUCCCGGCGAACAGUUCUUGUGCUGACAUUGGUUCCAGAGGCAGUUUGAAAACUCUGUAGUGAGUGUUGCAACGGCGGCGGUCCCGUUCUGUGAGCUUGUGUGGCCUAUGACUUCGCGGCUGACCCGUUGUUGCUCGUAGACGUUUCCACUUCACAAUAACAGCACUUACAGUUGACCGGGGCAGCUCUAGCAGGACAGAAAUUUGACAAACUGACUUGUUGGAAAGGUGGCAUCCACGUUGGUGGCAUCCUAUGGAGAUUUCAUGGCUGUGUGCUCGAUUUUAUACACCUGUCAGCAAUGGGUGUGGCUAAAAUAGCCGAAUCCACUAAUUUAUAGGGUGUCCACAUACUUUUGUAUACAGUACCAGUCAAAAGUUUGGACACACAUACUCAUUCAAGGGUCUUUCUUUAUUUUUACUAUUUUCUACAUUGUAGAAUAAUAGUGAAGACAUCAAAACUAUGAAAUAACACAUGGAAUCAUGUAGUAACCAAAAAAGUGUUUUAGGUUCUUCAAAGUAGCCACCCUUUGCCUUGAUGACAGCUUUGCACACUCUUGGCAUUAUGUCAACCAGCUUCACAUGGAAUGCUUUUCCAACAGUCUUGAAUGAGUUCCCACAUAUGCUGAGCACUUGUUGGCUGCUUUUCCUUAACUCUGCAGUCCAACUCAUCCCAAACCAUCUCAAUUGGGUUGAGGUCGGGUGAUUGUGGAGGCCAGGUCAUCUGACACAGCACUCCAUCACUCUCCUUCUUGGUCAAAUAGCCCUUACACAGCCUGGAGGUGUGUUGGGUCAUUGUCCUGUUGAAAAACAAAUGAUAGUCCCAUUAAGCCCAAACCAGAUGGGAUUGUGUAUUGCUGCAGAAUUCUGUGGUAGCCAUGCUGGUUAAGUGUGCCUUGAAUUCUAAAUAAAUCACUGACAGUGUCACCAGCAAAGCACCAUCAAACAACCUCCUCCAUGCUUCAUGGUGGGAACCACCCAUGCGGAGAUCAUCCGUUCACCUACUCUGCGUCUCACAAAGACACGGCGGUUGGAACCAAAAAUCUCAAAUUUGGACUCAUCGGACCAAAGGACAUAUUUCCACUGGUCUAAUAUCCAUUGCUCAUGUUUCUUGGCCCAAGCAAGUCUCUUCUUCUUAUUGGUGUCCUUUAGUAGUGGUUUCUUUGCAGCAAUUUGACCAUGAAGGCCUGAUUCACGCAGUCUCCUCUGAACAGUUGAUGUUGAGAUGUCUGUUACUUGAACUCUGAAGCAUUUAUUUGGGCUGCAAUUUCUGAGGCUGUUAACUCUAGUUAACUUAUCCUCUGCAGCAGAGGUAACUCUGGGUCUUCCUUUCCUGUGGCGGUCCUCAUGAGAGACAGUUUCAUCAUACCGCUUGAUGGUUUUUGCAACUGCACUUGAAGAAACGUUCAAAGUUCUUGAAAUUUUCCGGAUUGACUGACCUUCAUGUCUUAAAGUAAUGAUGGACUGCCGUUUCUGUUUGCUUAUUUAAGCUGUUCUUUCCAUAAUAUGGACUUAGCCCUAUUUGGUAAAAGACCAUCUUCUGUAUACCACCCCUACCUUGUCACAACACAACUGAUUUGCUCAAAUGCAUUAAGAAGGAAAGAAAUUCCACAAAUUAACUUUUAACAAGGCACACCUGUUAAUUGAAAUACAUUCCGGUGACUACCUCAUGAAGCUGGUUGAGAGAAUGCCAAGAGUGUGCAAAGCUGUCAAGGCAAAGGCUGGCUACUUUGAAGAAUUUUGUUUAACACUUUUUUGGUUACUACAUGAUUCCAAAUGUGUUAUUUCAUAGUUUUGUCUACACUAUUAUUCUACAAAAACCCUUGAAUGAGUAGGUGUUCAAACCUUUGACUGGUACUGUAUAUAGUGUAUUUCUGCUGUUUUUGUUUUAUAGCUGCUAAUUGCACAAAGCAAUAUGAAUCCUAUAUCCCACCAUGUGCAGCAACACUGCCUGGUAGGGGAGCUGUGUGCAAUGAGUGAAGUGCUGAUAGAUUCAUUUUUGGUGGCGCUGCGUAUAGGCAUAACAGUUGGUCUAAUUUACACAAAAGUCUACAAAGUGAGACUUUGUCCUCGUGUUUCUUCAUUGUUUUGUUCACAAGCUUGCUUGUUUUUCAACGUUAGUUUGACUCUGCUGCUUCAACUGAUAGCGAAGAGACAGCUUAGUAAUAUCCCAAAUGUCACAUGCGCACACAGACACAGGUGACAGGACUGAGUGGCCACGUUACCAUGGUAACCGCCCACCCUUAAAGGGGCAGCUGAUUAAAAAAAAAACUCUGGUCACAAAAAAAAUGUAUGUACUUGAGCAAUAUACCACUACUUCUUACGAAUAUAUUUUUUGUUUUAGAAACAUUACAAAGCAUGGUCAUCUGUUUUUUCUGUGUGUGUUAUGUAAUUAUGACAAAAUAUUUUGGCUGGUAAAAAAUCUGAGCGGCUGGUAGAUUUUGUUAUCUACUUGCCACAGUGGCUGGUGGACCAAAAAGUUAAUUUUAGGUCCUUGUUCAGAUCAUUACAAUUUUUUUAAUGUACUUUAGAAAAAUAAACUAUCCCUUUACAGCUAUCACAUAGACCUUGUAGAGAGCAUGGCUCUUCUGUGGCAUGUUGUGCAGGCCUAUGACUGGCAUUCCAGUCAGGCUAGUGUUGAGCUGUAGUUAAGCAGCUUGACUUCCACAUAGACUAUCCCAGCAAAGCUGCUGAUUCACUAAUCUGUCUGCGAGGCCAGUAGAUCAUGAACAGGAAAGACAAGACAGUGGGAAAGAGACUAGAUGACAGGGAGAUUAAGGGACGAGCUCUAGAGGGAUAGACCGACAACAAUUUUAGGGAGCAGAGGCCCCAUACAUUGAGGUUUACUUUCUUUUUGACUGGACUGGAGGACUAUUGGCCUAGUAUUGACUGAUUUUGAGAGUCUAGGGGCAACUUCCUCACAUUCCUAAAUAAUGUGUAUGCCGUUGAGGUUCUGGAAAUUGUUCCCUCAAAUGUUUUUCGGCACUGAGCAAAUGUCAGGUCUGCUGAGCGCAAACUUGAACGUUGUGAAAAUUCUGUGCAACUUCCAGCAAGUGUUUACUGUGAACACUGAGGCUGUACCCGCUUUAAGUUACAGUUUCAGACAGUGGUCAAAUAGGCUACUGUGGAUGAUCAUAAUGUAGGCCUACCAGAGUGGCCUACCAUCAAAAACAAAAUGCAUCCCAUAACAUUUUAACAUGGAAAUGGCUGUUCUAUCGUUCAGCCUACAAUAGCAGCCAAUGUGUGAUGUUCAAUGUAGGCCUACAUUCCAUGAGACUUUUGAAAAAAACAUGCAGGGCUUGACGUUAACCUGUUUAUACGCUUGACCUUCAGACAAGAAGGUAACUGAAAAUGUUGUUUGAUGCAAUAAACCAAAUAAAUUGAUUAUUAUUCCCAUACCAUUAUUACAGAGAAUCAGACUAUUUAUGCUACCCUCUGCCUAUUGGCUACUUAGGUUAGUCAAGCUUGUCUCAAAAUACAACACUAAGACAAACCUAACUCGCUUAUCAAAGAUGUCUAGAAAUGUACACGUUUUGUGCUCUUGUAAGAAGCUGACUACAAAUGUAUGUAUAACUGGGCUAAUAACUCAAUAACUAGCAAAGGCUAUGAACAAAUGUGCACACGUGGCUACAUGCAGCUCUUGCUUUGAUCUCAAAACAAGCACAUCUACUCACGAUCCUCAUGCUGUAACCGCUCAUGCUGUAAACAGAGUCCAGUUCAAAGUGAAUGGCACUGAUCCAUUAUGGCAAUGGUCUAUUUGCAUAUAGGUCUACUGGAGGUUGCCGCACCGGUCUGUGUAGAGUACAGGCUGAGUCCUGCAUGUCAAUGCAAUAGAAUCAGACUCCGAUGCGUUUUGCCUACAACAAAAUCUCUUGCAUAGUUAGUUUUGUAAACUAAGUCUUGCAUAGUUUGUUUUGUUUCGGGAUGUUGCAUUGAAAGAUGCUAAUAUUGCGUUGAUUCAAUCACAAUUCCCAUAGUAAAGCGAAGCAUUGAUCAUGUUAACUAAGUGGGAAAACUCUAGAAUGUUGUUCAAUCUCGUGCUUCUCUGCGAGGGAACAUUGGUUCUGGGUUAGUGAUACAAUCACUGGUUUGAGUCCCAGGCUCUGGCCGGAUCGACAGUAUUGAAAGCUCUGACAGUAUCGACACUUAGAAACGACUCCCUGUAGAUGUUUCUACAGCUCUUCUUUGAAGCUGAGCUCUGGGACUGUCAUUGGAUUAUGAAUUACCACUAGACCUUAGAGGGUGUGACCCUCAAUACACCCCCAUCAGACUAGACAGACAGACAGACGCGUGCACACACAUACACAAAUACACACAACUUCCAGUGGGAAUCAACCUGAGGGAGCAACAGUCAUCAUACACAACAGUGAGGCUCUUGAUAUGGACAAAAUAUAUACAGUGCAUUCGGAAAGUAUUCAGACCCCUUCCCCUUUUCAAAAUGUUGUUACAUUAGUCUUAUUCUAAAGUGUAUUAAAUAAAUACAAAAAUCCUCAUCAGUCUACACACAAUACCCCAUACUGACAAAGUAAAAAGCGUUUUUUUGAAAUUGUAGCAUUUAAAAAAAUAAACAUACCUUGUUUACAUACAGUACCAGUCAAAGGUUUGGACACACCUACUCAUUUAAGGGUUUUUCUUUAUUUUUACUAUUUUCUACUUUAUAUUUGAGAUUCUUCAAAGUAGCCACUCUUUGCCUUGAUGACAGCUUUGCAUACCCUUACACAGCCUGGAGGGGAUGGCUGUUGUUUAAAGGGCUCUUAACCAACCGUGCUAAUUUGUUUUGCUAUUUCGCAUUGUUUAACUUAUUUUGUACAUAAUGUUGCUGCUACCGUCUCUUAUGACCAAAAAGAGCUUCUGGGCAUCAAAACAGCGAUUACUCACCUUGAACUGGAUGAAGAGUUUUUCUUUAAUGAGUCGGACGAGAGGGAUUUGCUCCAGACACCUGACAGGGCCCUCAUCCCCGUCAUUCGCAGUAGAAAGAGAUGGAGAUAUCGCAGAAGGAGAUCGGGGUGCCUGGUAAGGAGCCGGCGACGAGUGGAUAAUCUGCCUUUGCCAUCGGUACUAUUGGCCAACGUACAAUCGCUUGAUAAUAAAGUGGACUUAACUACAAGAACGUAUAUCCUACCAACGGGACAUUAAAAACUGUAAUAUCUUCUGUUUCACCGAGUCGUGGCUGAACGACGACAUGAAUAACAUACAGCUUGAGGGUUAUACACUGUAUCGACAGGAUAGAACAGCAGCCUCUGGUAAGACCAGGGGUGGCGCUCUAUGUAUAUUUGUAAACAACAGCUGGUGCAUGAUAUCUAAGGAAGUCUCAAGGUUUUGCUCGCCUGAGGUAGUGUGGUCUACAGCUUAUCAUGAGAUACUCUAUCUACCAAGAGAGUUUUCAUCUAUAUUCUUCGUAGCUGUCUAUUUACCACCACAAACCGAUGCUGGCACUAAGACCGCACUCAAUGAGCUGUAUACGGCCAUAAGCAAACAGGAAAACGCUCAUCCAGAGGCGGCGCUCCUAGUGGCCGGGGACUUUAAUGCAGGGAAACUUAAAUCUGUUUUACCUCAUUUCUACCAGCAUGUUAAAUGUGCAACCAGAGGGGAAAAAACUCUAGACCACCUUUACUCCACACACAGACACGUACAAAGCUCUCCCUCGCCCUCCAUUUGGCAAAUCUGACCAUUAUUCUAGACUCUAGAUUCUAAAAAAGUGGUCAGAUGAAGCAGAUGCUAAGCUACAGGACUGAUUUGCUAGCACAGACUGGAAUAUGUUCCGGGAUUCUUCCGAUGGCAUUGAGGAGUACACCACAUCAGUCACUGGCUUCAUCAAUAAGUGUAUCGAUGACGUCGUCCCCACAGUGACUGUACGUACAUACCCCAACCAGAAGCCAUGGAUUACAGGCAACAUCUGCACUGAGCUAAAGGGUAGAGCUGCUGCUUUCAAGGAGCGGGACUCUUAUAAGAAAUCCUGCUAUGCCCUCCGACAAACCAUCAAACAGGCAAAGCGUCAAUCCAGAUUGAAUCGUGCUCGUCGGAUGUGGCAGGGCUUGCAAACUAUUAGACUACAAAGGGAAGCACAGCCGCGAGCUGCCUAGUGACACGAGCCUACCAGACGAGCUAAAUUACUUACAGUGGGGAGAACAAGUAUUUGAUACACUGCCGAUUUUGCAGGUUUUCCUACUUUAAAAGCAUGUAGAGGUCUGUAAUUUUUAUCAUAGGUACACUUCAACUGUGAGAGACAGAAUCUAAAACAAAAAUCCAGAAAAUCACAUUGUAUGAUUUUUAAGUAAUUGAUUUGCAUUUUAUUGCAUGACAUAAGUAUUUGAUCACCUACCAACCAGUAAGAAUUCUGGGAUGGGCUACAGGACAAUAGGCAAGCAGCUUGGUGAGAAGGCAACAACUGUUGGCGCAAUUAUUAGAAAAUGGAAGAAGUUCAAGAUGACGGUCAAUCAGCCUCGGUCUGGGGCUCCAUGCAAGAUCUCACCUCGUGGGGCAUCAAUGAUCAUGAGAAAGGUGAGGGAUCAGCCCAGAACUACACGGCAGGACCUGGUCAAUGACCUGAAGAGAGCUGGGACCACAGUCUCAAAGAAAACCAUUAGUAACACACUACGCCGUCAUGGAUUAAAAUCCUGCAGCGCACGCAAGGUCCCCCUGCUCAAGCUAGCGCAUGUCCAGGCCCGUCUGAAGUUUGCCAAUGACCAUCUGGAUGAUCCAGAGGCGGAAUGGGAGAAGGUCAUGUGGUCUGAUGAGACAAAAAUAGAGCAGGGAUGUAGCUCAGUUAGUAGAGCAUGGCGUUUGCAACGCCAGGGUUGUGGGUUCGAUUCCCACGGGGGGGCAGUAUGAAAAAUAAAAAAUAAAUAAUGUAUGCACUCACUAACUGUAAGUCGCUCUGGAUAAGAGCGUUUGCUAAAUGACUUAAAUGAAAAAAAUUAAUAAACUCCACUCGUCGUGUUUGGAGGAAGAAGGAUGAGUACAACCCCAAGAACACCAUCCCAACUGUGAAGCAUGGAGGUGGAAACAUCAUUCUUUGGGGAUGCUUUUCUGCAAAGGGGACAGGACGACUGCACCGUAUUGAGGGGAGGAUGGAUGGGGCCAUGUAUCGCAAGAUCUUGGCCAACAACUUCCUUCCCUCAGUAAGAGCAUUGAAGAUGGGUCGUGGCUGGGUCUUCCAGCAUGACAACGACCCGAAACACACAGCCAGGGCAACUAAGGAGUGGCUCCGUAAGAACCAUCUCAAGGUCCUGGAGUGGCCUAGCCAGUCUCCAGACCUGAACCCAAUAGAAAAUCUUUGGAGGGAGCUGAAAGUCUGUAUUGCCCAGCGACAGCCCCGAAACCUGAAGGAUCUGGAGAAGGUCUGUAUGGAGGAGUGGGCCAAAAUCCCUGCUGCAGUGUGUGCAAACCUGGUCAAGACCUACAGGAAACGUAUGAUCUCUGUAAUUGCAAACAAAGGUUUCUGUACCAAAUAUUAAGUUCUGCUUUUCUGAUGUAUCAAAUACUUAUGUCAUGCAAUAAAAUGCAAAUUAAUUACUUAAAAAUCAUGCAAUGUGAUUUUCUGGAUUUUUGUUUUAGAUUCCGUCUCUCACGGUUGAAGUGUACCUAUGAUAAAAAUUACAGACCUCUACAUGCUUUGUAAGUAGGAAAACAUGCAAAAUCUGCAGUGUAUCAAAUACUUGUUCUCCCCACUGUACAUAUUACCUCGACUCGCUACAAACUUCUGUGGUAGCCAUGCUGAUUAAGUGUGCUUUGAAUUCUAAAUAAAUCGCAGACAGUGUCACGAGCAAAGCACCAUCACACCAUCUCCUCCAUGCUUCACGGUGGGAACCACACAUGCGGAGAUCAUCCGUUCACCUACUCUGCGUCUCACAAAGACAUGGCGGUUGGAACCAAAAAAUCUCACAUUUGGACUCAUCAGACCAAAGGACAGAUUUCCACCAGUCUAAUGUCCAUUGCUCGUGUUUCUUUGCCCAAGCAAGUCUCUUCUUCUUAUUGGUGUCCUUUAGUAGUUGUUUCUUUGCAGCAAUUCGACCAUGGGCUCCCGAGUGGCGCAGUGGUCUAAGGCACUGCAUCUCAGUGCUUGAGGCAUCACUACAGACCCCCUGGUUCGAUUCCAGGCUGUAUCACAACCGGCCGUGAUUGGGAGUCCCAUAGGGUGGCGCAUAAUUGGCCCAGCUUCGUCCGGGUUUGGCCGGUGUAGGCCGCCAUUGUAAAUAAGAAUUUGUUCUUAACUGACUUGCCUAGUUAAAUAAAGAUAAAAUAGUAAUAAUCAAGAAAAACCCUGGAAUGAGUAGGUGUGUCCAAACUUUUGACUGGUACUGUAAGUAUUCAGACCCUUUGCUAUGAGACUCGAAAUUGUGCUCAGGUGCCUCCUGUUUCCAUUCAUCAUCCUUGAUGUUUCUACAACUUGAUUGGAGUCCACCUAUGGUAAAUUAAAUUGAUUGAACAUGAUUUGGAAAGGCGCACACACCUGUCUAUAUAAGGUCCCACAGUUGACAGUGAAUGUCAGCGCAGAAACCAAGCCAUGAGGUCAAAUGAAUUGUCCUUAGAGCUCCAAAACAGGAUUGUGUCGAGGCACAGAUCUGGGGAAGGGGAACAAAACAUUUCUGCAGCAUUGAAGGUCUCCAAGAACACAGUGGCCUCCAUCAUUCUUAAAUGGAAGAAGUUUGGAACCACAAAGACUCUUCCUAGAGCUGGCCACCAGGCCAAACUGAGCAAUCGGGAGAGAAGGGCCUUGGUCAGGGAGGUGACCAAGAACCCAAUGGUCACUCUGACAGAGCUCCAGAGAUCCUCUGUGGAGAUGGGGAAACCUUCCAGAAGGACAACCAUCUCUGCAGCACUCCACCAAUCAGGCCUUUAUGGUAGACUGGCUAGAUGGAAGCCAUUACUCAAUAAAAGGCACAUGAUAGCCCGCUUGGAGUUUGCGAAAAUGCACCUAAAGGACUCUCAGACCAUGAGAAACAAGAUUAUCUGGUCUGAUGAAAUCAAUAUUUUACUCUUUGGCCUGAAUGCCAAGCGUCACAUCUGGAGGAAACCUGGCACUGGGGCAAAGGUUCACCUUCCAACAGGACAACGACCCUAAGCACACAGCCAAGACAAUGCAGGAGUGGCUUUGGGACAAGUCUCUGAAUGUCCUUGAGUGGCCCAGCCAGAGCCCGGACUUGAACCCGAUCAAACAUCUCUGGAGAGAACUGAAAAUAGCUGUGCAGCGAUGCUCCCCAUCCAACCUGACAGAGCUUGAGAGGAUCUGCAGACAAGAAUGGGAGAAACUCCCCAAAUACAGGUGUGCCAAGCUUGUAGCGUCAUACCAAAGAACACUCGAGGCUGUAAUCGCUGCCAAAGGUGCUUCAACAAAGUACUGAGUAAAGGGUCUGAGUACUUAUGUAAAUGUGACAUUUCAUUAUAAUAUAUGUUUUAGCAGAAAUGGCUGAAACAGUUUUUGCUUUGUCAUUAUGGGGUAUUGUGUGUAGAUUGAUUGAGAGAGGGAAAAAAAACAAUUUGAUAAAUUUUAGAAUAAGGCUAUAACCUAACAAAAUGUGGAAAAAGUCAAGGUCUGAAUACUUUCCGAAGGCACUGUAUACCAUUGUCUAGCUCAGUCUCUACUUUUAUCCAAUAUAACAAUUAAACAUUUAGCAACAUAGGACCGAGCUGGCAAUUAUUAACAGGACUCCUUUUAAUAUCGCUUUGAAAACAUUUGCAUGUGGGUCAUAUAAGUCUAGGAACUGGAGCUAGUUACUUUCAUGAGGUAAUAAACCAAAUGACUCUUAAUGACAUGCCACUGAAUCUAUUAUUAUACAGUGGGGAAAAAAAGUAUUUAGUCAGCCACCAAUUGUGCAAGUUCUCCCACUUAAAAAGAUGAGAGGCCUGAAAUGUUCAUCAUAGGUACACGUCAACUAUGACAGACAAAUUGAGGGAAAAAAAUCCAGAAAAUCACAUUGUAGGAUUUUUAAUGAAUUUAUUUGCUUAUGUAUUAUUAUACUUAUGUAAAUGUGAUAUUUCAGUUGUAUUAUAUAUAUAUUUUUUGGCAAACAUUUCUAAAUCUGUUUUUUUGCUUUGUCAUUAUGGGGUAUUGUGUGUAGAUUGAGGGGAGGGGGGGGGGACAAUUUAAUCAAUUUUAGAAUGAGGCUGUAAUGUAACAAAGUGGAAAAAGUCAUCGGGUCUGAAUACUUUACGAAUGCACUGUAAAUAUGUUAGAGAGUCCGAGUUGGAUGGAACUUACCUACCUUCUGCCAAUAUGUAGUGUUGGCUUUUCAUUCAUCAGGCUGUAGGUUGACCAGUGUGUUUCUGUUUGUGUGUUUCAGGAGGGAGCGUCUGCCAGGAAGGCCCAGACACCAGCCCUGCAGCCCGUCCCCAGACCAGGUCUGUAUCUCUCACCACCAAAGCAGAUGAAAUGAAAACAUGGUGUUAAAGUAGGCCUUUUGUAGAGACAGCUUUCCAAGUCAUUCAAAAUCCCUGUAUCAGCAGUCACCACCAACCCUGGCCCUAAAAGUAACUUUUAGUGCUGGGCUGCAAUAAAACCCUGCACGCCAUGUCACGUUGAACUCCUAACGCAGUGUGCAUGUUUUCAUUACAGCACAGCACUCAAACACCUGAUUCAAGACCUUUAUUGGUUGAAUCUCGUGUGUUCGUAAUGGGCUGGCCUGCACACCCUGUUACUCUCGAGGACCAGAAUUACCGUAAUUUUCGGACUAUAAGCCGCGCCAUUUUUCGACCCUGCGGCUUAUAUAACGGUGCGGCUAAUCUAUGGAUUUUUACAGCUAACGGCCACUAGAAGGCCUCCUAAAUCUAUGGAUUUUACAGGUUACAGUCCACCAACUUUAACUCUAUGGGCUCUAUGACCGGUCCGCGCCCCCCACCAGGAAAAGCUGGAGGCCGGAAAAGAGUGAGACAGGUAGCGCGCAAAAGUAAAAGUGGAACCGAGAGUGGUACGAGAGACAGAACGAGAGACAGAACGAGAGCAAGACAGACAGACAUUACGAGAGCGAGACAGUUUGUCUCUUUCCCGACAAUCCCCUCUGUGCACGAACCCUUACAUAUGGUAAUUAAACAUUAAAACACCUGCGGCUUAUAGUCCAGUGCGGCUUAUAUAUGUACACAUCAUUCAAUUUAGCUGCUGCUGCGGCUUAUACUCCGGUGCGCCUUAUAGUGCGGAAAAUACGGUAGUGGUUGACUCAGUAUAUGUAGACAGCUUUCUAUGUACUACUUCAACAUGUUCUUGCCGUUUGAAACACUUUCAAAGUCUAUCUCGGGAUAACUGAUGUUGCUUCAAGGUUGUGACCUUCGCCAAACGUUAGGGAUGUAAAGAUUCUCACACACGCAUCCGUCCUAAGACCCCAAACCGAUCCAAAUUAAGCAUGCAUCAGUAAAGGCGCAUAAAAUUAACACCUGCCAAAUGCGGGUCAAUUUAGGUAUUAGUGGGUAAUAAUGUCUAUUUAUAUAAAGCAAGCAACAAUUUCAAAGAUUUUACAGACUUACAGUGCAUUCGGAAAGUAUUCAGACCCCUUGACUUUUUCCACGUUUUGUUACGUUACAGCCUUAUUCUAAAAAAAGAUUCAAUAGUUUUUUUCCCUCAUCCAUCUACACACAAUAACCCAUAAUGACAAAGCAAAUUAGUUUUUAGACAUUUUUGCAAAUGUAUUAAUAAAAAAUGGAAAUAUCACAUUGACAUAAGUAUUCAGUCCCUUUACUCAGUUGAAGCACCUUUUGGAGCGAUUACUGCCUCGAGUCUUCUUGUGUAUGACGCUACAAGCUUGGCACACCUGUAUUUGGGGAGUUUCUUCCAUUCUUCUCUGCAGAUCCUCUCAAGCUCUGUCAGGUUGGAUGGGGAGCAUUGCUGCACAGCUACACUACCAGUCAAAAGUUUGGACACCUACUAAUUCAAGGGUUUUUCUUUAUUGUUACUAUUUUUUACAUUGUAGAAUAAUAGUGAAGACAUCAAAACUAUGAAAUAACACAUGGAAUCAUGUAGUAACCUAAAGUGUUAAACAAAUCAAAAUAUAUUUGAUAUAUUUGGGAGGGAACCUUCACUGCAUCAUGGCCUUCCAGAGGGUCAACUGGCAGAAGCUUGGCCCCUGGGCCCUCAACCUGGAGAACCUGAGGCAUGACCUCCACCACCAGAGGUCUGAGAGGGCCCAGGGGGGCUUAGCAGAGGCCCAGGAGGACAGGGAGAAGACCUCAGGAAAACACCAGGCUUUGGCCCGGCUAGGCCGCUCCAACAGCACAGGCACCAGUAACCAGAAGGACGUAGCUUGGAAAUGUCUGUCUAACACCACCGAGUACAGACACAGGAGCUCACCUGAGAGCGAUCUCGAAGAAGAUACCACAGAUGACUGA
Messenger RNA from Coregonus sp. 'balchen', 23886 nucleotides. NCBI's taxonomy places the organism in Eukaryota, Metazoa, Chordata, Actinopteri, Salmoniformes, Salmonidae. The record is from the annotation of a GenBank genome assembly.